AAUCUCAUGUAACAAUUGCUUUAUUAAAAUUGAUCUCAAUAACUAAAACCUAAACAAAAUUAGUAAGUUUGAAAAUUACUGGCUGUACAAUGUACCUUACUGUACAAUAUAACCCUUGUACUAAAAUGUUUAUAAAGUGUCUCCUGUUCAUUCAGGGUUUAUACAUUUUUAAUGUUUACCUUGAAAAUUUUUUGUUGAAUUAAAAUUGGUAAAUUGAAUGUUAUCUUAGUUAUAAAAAACAAGGAUGUAAGUCCUGAUAAUUUCUGAGCUUGCUAACUGUUAAUGUGGAAAUAUUAAAAUAUGCCUACUCUGUUAACAUUUGUCAACUUUUUGUUAACUUAAAAACAUUUUCUUUUCAAUGUAAAACUUAAAAUUCUUAAAUCUGAGUAUUUCUUCAUAAUUAUUUAUGCCAGGAAAUGUGUGUCCUUUUAGACAGUUUGUGCCAUAAAACUAUCAGACCUGAAAAUGAUUGAGCUUAUUGACAAAUGCUGAAAUAUUGUUGGAAUGGGAUAUAACUAUUUUGAAUCAAAAUAAGUGGCCUUACAGACUGUUCCUGCUGCAAUACUAUAAUAAAUCUCAAGUUUACUAGUUAAUAGGCUGUGAAAAAAAAAUUAUUUUGGCUAAAACUUGAAAUUCUCUGAUUGUUUUUUUUUUCUCCACAUGAUAAAAGCCAAAAAAUUACUUGUAAAUUUUUCCAAUAUUCUUUCUCUUCCAUGUAUCACUUAUGUCUUAGAAUUGUUUUUAAGUUACUGAUUUUUCAGAAGAUUGAUAAAAAUGUUGGCCACGAUCUGACAAUUUAGCCAGCAAAUUUCAAUGAAGAGAUAAAGUGUCGAAUAUGUGGAAGACCAAAGAACAAUCCGAUCUCAGCAAAAAUUUGAGGAAUAUGUUUGUUUCUGCCUCACCUAGAACUGAGAGUACAACAGCGGACUCAGAUGGAAAAGAGAAGAAAGAGUCCUCAGAUAUCCAAUCUAAUUUGAAGAAUAUGUUUGUUUCCGUCCCGUCCGGUAUAAAGAAAGCUUCGCCGUCCUUAAGCGAAAAAACAUUCGAGAAAGAGAAUACUUCCCCGUCCCAUUGUAAGGAUAAGUCUGAAGACACAUUACACAGCUACACAUUAGAAUGGAAAGAGACCUACACUUGGUGUAUUGCAUGUUCCUACAGUAUAUCCUACACCAAACAUGCACUGGUUUGCAAAUGUGGAACUCAUUGGUACUGCAGUCUACAGUGCAAGGAUUAUAUCAAAGACAUGAAAUGUAAUAAACAUACAAGAAUUGUUAAUAAUCUCACCUCAGAUUCUUUACUCUCUUUCUAUUCCUGGAUCAAACAAUUUUACAAUCUUGAAACUCUACAAAUGGUGAAGGAGUAUAUUAGUUCUCAAGCAGAUGUGUCAAGGUCAGAGAUGAAAAAGAUGGCUGAAAGAGGGGAUUGGAAAGCAGCUCUGAUUAUUGGUUUAACAUAUGAGCUAAGAUUUGUGUGUGAUCGGGAUAUAUGUCAACUUGCACUUCGUCCCCCGUUUGAGAAAAGUCGACCUUUUAGUGAUAGGAAAGCAAUCAAAUACUAUAAGAUAGCUGCUGAAAACGGCUCUGUUGAAGCAUUUGCUGCAAUUGGUAGGGCUUUAUAUAUGAACCCUAACCACAAAAGAGAAGUUAAAGAUAACUUAAUGCUCAGCAGUGUUUGUUUUAAAACAUCGCUCAAGUUUCUCAACCGGAUUUGCUUCUUGGACCUUGAUACAUUCAGAAUAUCUGGCGAUUGUUAUGUUGGAUCAUCCGGAUUAAUUCUAUUCAAGUUGAAAUCCCUGGAUUCCUCUAAAUCUAGAAUUGUCAGAGAGGCGCUGGAAUUCCCACUCUUGGCCAAGUAUUUGUUGCAACUAAAAUCCUGUUCCAACCAUUUUAGAAUGUUAUUGUUAAACUCUGAGCAAUUGCAAAGAACACCAGGCUGGGUACUAUUGGGUAGAGUAGAGAAUUCUGUUUUCAAACAAGAACCUGGAAAGCCUGGAAUUAACCUAGGAUUAAGAAUGGAUGUGGUUGCAACAUCAGAUGAUGAGUAUUUUGAACGGCUAAGUAUGAACCAGCCGGAAUAUCUCUGUGAACAUAACAAAAUAUCAUUAGGAAAUGCAUGUCCUGAGUGCAAUUACCUUGCUAAGCAAAGAAUAUUCAGUGUCUACAGGAAAGAUUAUAUGAUGAGUCGAGAUGAAACCCUGGUUACAGAACUAUAUGGCGUUAUCUACAGUUUAGAGUCUGGAUUGAAGAGGCAGGACAACUUUAGGAACUACAGUAAACAUGAGGUUAUUUUCACCAUCCGUGUCCUGGCACUGGAACCCAUGGAUCUACACCCACUACAGCUGGCCAAGGAUCCCAACAUAUACUGGCCAAUUGUUCAUUACUACGGGUCUGUUUACUCUGCCCUCUUGGAAAUCCUGGGUAAACAGACGGUUGAUCUGAUUUAUAAGGAUAUUAGAGAUUCAACGCCUUUGCCGAAAGAGUUUACUGUCAUUACUGAAGAGAAGUAUGUGCUCAAGUGUGGAUACUUCCCUUGUGUUCAGCUAGACUGGGACUUUACCUUCAAGCGAUGUGUUGGGUGCAAGCUACGCCGUUACUGCAGCCCUAAGUGCUAUAAGCUAGAAGGGAAGUUUCACAAGAAAAUGUGUUUCCUGCGCCCAGGACAGUAUACAGAGGAGGGUUAAUAUAAUCUCAUGUAACAAUUGCUUUAUUAGAAUUGAUCUCAAUAACUAAAACCUAAACAAAAUUAGUAAGUUUGAAAAUUAUUGGCUGUACAAUGUACCUUACUGUACAAUAUAACCCAACUGUACUAAAAUGUUUAUAAAUGUCUCCUGUUCAUUCAGGAUUUAUACAUUUUUAAUGUUUACCUUGAACAUUUUUUGUUGAAUUAAAUUUCGUAAAUUGAAUUUUAUCUUAGUUAUAAAAAACAAGGAUGUAAGUCCUGAAAAUUUCUGAGCUUGCUGACUCUUAAUGUGGAAAUAUUAAAAUAUGCCUACUCUGUUAACAUUUGUCAACUUUUUGUUAAUUUAAAAAUAUUUUCUUUUUAAUGUAAAACUUAAAAUUCUUAAAACUGAGUCUUUCUUCAUAAUUAGUUAUGCCAGGAAAUGUGUGUCCUUUUAGACAGUUUGUGCCAUAAAACUAUCAGACCUGAAAAUGAUUGAGCUUACUGACAAAUUCUGAAAUAUUGUUGGAAUGGGAUAUUACUGACUUGAAUCAAAAUCAGUGGCCUUACAGACUGUUCCUGCUGCAAUACUAAAAUAUAUCUCAAGUUUAAAAGGCUGUGAAAAAAAUUUUUAUUUUGGCUAAAACUUGAAAUUCUCUUGUUGUUUUUUUUUUUUCUCCACAUGAUAAAAGCCAAAAAAUUACUUUACUUGUAAAUUUUUCCAAUAUUCUCUCUCUUCCAUGUAUCACUUAUGUCUUUGUAUUGUCUUUAAGUUACUGAUUUUUCAGAA
Eurytemora carolleeae is the source of this 3448-nucleotide messenger RNA. RefSeq lists its product as uncharacterized. Gene Ontology annotation, molecular function: protein binding. Bases 836 to 2680 code for a protein of 614 amino acids. NCBI's taxonomy places the organism in Eukaryota, Metazoa, Arthropoda, Copepoda, Calanoida, Temoridae. The record is from RefSeq and is a predicted model, not a curated record. The transcript is spliced from 3 exons.